This is a messenger RNA of Drechmeria coniospora, 2652 nucleotides long. RefSeq names its product sulfatase domain protein. The record is from RefSeq and is a predicted model, not a curated record. NCBI's taxonomy places the organism in Eukaryota, Fungi, Ascomycota, Sordariomycetes, Hypocreales, Ophiocordycipitaceae. Bases 1 to 2652 code for a protein of 883 amino acids. The transcript has a single exon.
AUGGUGGCCUUGUUUGACGACGGCCGGCACCGGUGGCGGAUGGAUGCCUACUUGUCCUCGCCGCUGCGCCGCGCCCAUGGCCGCGCCGUCGACUCCAUCGGCCGCAGCUGCGGAGGCACCUUUGCUUCGGUGCGCUUCGCCGCCAGACGCGUCGGCCUCGCUCUCGCCGCUCGUUCGGCCAACCGUCGCUUCGCCCUCGCCGUCGCCGGCGUCGCUCUCCUCAGCGCCAAGUCCGUUCACCUGUACGCUCACGCCAACGCCAUUCCCCUCGCCGAUAUCCUGCGCUACGGGCCCUCCUUCGUUGCUCAAGAUGCCGCCGUCCUCAUCUUCCUCCGUCUCCUGCUUGACAGCCAGCUCUUCGCCGGCGUGCGAUGGCUAGGAAUCUUACUGACUACCUUGGCCACCCUCGUCGCCCUCGUCGUCCUCUUCCUCGCCGCCGUGAGCAUCUCCUUCUUCGUCGUCGCUGGCUCCGAGCUUCACUGGCGGAACAUUGGCGUCGCCGGCUCCUCGUCCAACUGGACCAUGCUCCUCACGGGCCUCUUCUCCUGCUCCGUCACCGCCGCCGGCAUCCUGCUCCUCGCCUGGACCCUCCAGGACGUCUGCUACCACGUCGCCAGCAUCGCCCUCGACAUCCUCAAGUCGCCAUUUUCCCUCGUCCUCCGCAGGCUUCCCUUCCACGGCGGCGCCAAGUACGAGCACGUCCCGCAGCACGAAGUCGACGCCGAGGCCGAGGCCGAGGCCGAGCCCAAGCCGGCCGACGACGACACGGCCGACCAGCCUUCGCCCCUGACGGGCCGCUGCAUCCCCCUCUACGUCGUCGUCGGCCUCGGCAUGCUCGUCCAGCUCGUCACCACCCUCGGCCGGCCCGACGAGAGCUCCCUGCGCUUCAUGUCCUGGACCCUGCCGCUGCUGCCCUUUGUCGACUUUGCCCGCUCCUCCCCGAUGCUCGCGAACCUGCUGCCCCUGCACGGCACCGGCAUCGACCGCAGCUGGGAUGUGCGGACCGCCCUCGCCGACCCGAUACCGCUGACCUGGCUCCCCUGGGAGAAGCCGACGCCGGGCUUUCUCGACUGGCACGAGAACAAGAAGCAUUACCGCGCGUCGGAGGACCCCCUCAAGAUAUCCAACCUCGACGACGGCCUGCUGCCGGCCCUCGAGGGCAAGCUCGCCGACGUCAAGAUCCGCCACGUGAUGCUCAUCAAGCUCGAGAGCACCCGCAAGGACGUCUUUCCCUUCAAGAAGGGCGGCAUCAUCUGGGACAAGCUCUCGGGCUCGUUCAAGAACCACUCGCUACCCGACCGGGCGGCGCGGCGGCUCGCGACCCUCACGCCCAACGCCAACUUCCUCACGGGCGACUACGACGACGGCUUCGAGCACGGCGAGACCAAGCGACGCGGCGGCAUCAACUUUGGCAACGCGCACACGACGAGCACCUACACGCUCAAGAGCCUCGCCGGCACCCUCUGCGGCGUGACGCCGCUCGUCGCCGACUUUAACGUAGAGCAGGCCCACCACGUCUACCAGCCCUGCCUGCCGCACAUCUUUGACGCGUUGAACAACGUGCGCCUCGGCGGCGACGGCGGCUCGGGCGCCCACGAGGCCAACUUCACCUCGUUCAAGUGGCGCUCCCGGUUCGUGCAGUCCGUCACCGACACGUACGACAAGCAGGAUGCCGAGAUGCCCGUCCUCGGCUAUCUCAAGGAGAACGUGGUGACCAAGGAGUACCUCAAGAGCGACGCGGCCAAGUUUGGCAAGGUCGACGCGGCCGACAUCAACUACUACGGCAUGCCCGAGGUGGUGGUCGAGGACUACAUCCGCGACGCCUUCGCCUCGGCCAAGAACAACUCGGAGCGCGUCUUCCUGACGCACCUGACGAGCACGACGCACCACCCCUUUGGCAUGCCCGAGGACGAAGAGUACGUGCCGCUGGCGGACGACAACAAGUACAACGACCUGUCGCGCUACGUCAACGCCGUCGGCUACGUCGACCGCUGGCUCGGCCGCAUCCUCAAGCUGCUGGAGGACGAGGGCGUCGCCGACGAGACGCUGCUCGUCCUCGUCGGCGACCACGGCCUCUCGGUGCCGGAGAACGACGGCAUCACGCCCUACUACAACGCCAACGUGGGAAACUUCCACGUGCCCCUCGUCGUGUCGCACCCCAAGCUGCCGCCGAUGAAGAUCGACGACGCCGUCAACUCGAUCGAGAUCCUGCCGACCAUCCUCGACAUGCUCGUCGAGACGGGCUCGCUCGCGCCGGCGGAGCGGGCGGCGGCGCGCGACCUCGUGCGCAACUACGAGGGCCAGUCCCUGAUCCGGCCGCUGCGCAAGUCGUCGGAGGCGACGGGCCAGGGGGCCUGGCAGUUCACCGUCAUGAAUCCCGGCCGGGCCACACUCUCGGUGCGGGACGCCCGCCGUCCCGGCUGGCGCAUCAUCGUGCCCAUCGUCGAGAACAACGAGUGGCGCUUCACCGACCUCGCCGCCGACCCGCACGAGGAGCACGCGAUCCUGUCCUUUGGCUUCUUCGCCUUCCUGCGGGCGGUGGAGGAGAAGCACGGCAUCGAGGCCUCGAAGUGGGCCGAGGAGGCGGCCUUUGUGACUCGCUGGUGGGUGGACGAGAACGCUCGGCGGUGGCGGUACAACCAAAGAAACUAA